This is a messenger RNA of Anolis carolinensis (green anole), 9629 nucleotides long. It is a transcript of the gene dmxl1, whose product is annotated as Dmx like 1. The record is from RefSeq and is a predicted model, not a curated record. The transcript has 45 exons. Lineage: Eukaryota; Metazoa; Chordata; Lepidosauria; Squamata; Anolidae. Gene Ontology annotation, molecular function: protein binding. Gene Ontology annotation, cellular component: RAVE complex. Gene Ontology annotation, biological process: vacuolar acidification. Bases 266 to 9418 code for a protein of 3050 amino acids.
UGAGAGAGAGAGAAACAGGGUAGUUUGGAAAGCUGAAUGUACUGAAGGCGAGAGAAAGAAGAGAUGUUACUGCGCACGCGCCCUGGCGCGAGUGAGGACGUCGCCCUGCCCGAGAGGGGGCGGCGCUUCUGAAGAGAGGUUCCUUCUCGCCCCUCAGUAUGUACCGCCGUCACCUCCACCCAAGGAGCCUCCUGAGGGAAUAGUCCGCGGCCGAGGGGCCCAGCGAGAGAGAGGAGGGCCUUACCGCCGCUCGCCCCCCCCCGGCAUGAACCUGCACCAGGUGCUGACGGGGGCUGUCAACCCCGGCGACCACUGCUUCUCCGUGGGCAAUGUCGGAGGGCAUCCUUUCACGGCAUAUGCAUCAGGAUGUGAUGUUGUGAUACUUGGAACUGAUUUUGAAAGGCUACAAAUAAUUCCUGGAGCCAAACAUGGAAAUAUACAAGUGGGAUGUAUAAAUUGCUCUAUGCAGCAAGGAAAGAUCGCAGCUUCUUAUGGGAAUGUGAUUUGUAUCUUUGAGCCAAUUCCACAUCUAAAACAGAAGAAUAUUCAGCAUACUGGAUUACAUUAUCAGUGGCAGAAGUCAGAUCAAAUUUCACUUGAAAAUGUGGUGCAUAAUUUAACAUGGGACCCUACUGGCUCUCGACUAUUGACUGGUUCCAAUUGUCUGCAGCUUUGGUCCAACACCAAUUUUGACACCCUAUUAGAAGAAGAAAAUCCUGAAAAAGCAGAUAGUCAGAACUGGAGGGUCAUUUGGCAGUGCAAAACUGCUUCUGAAGUUUAUCUAAUGAAGUUUUCACCAGAUGGAGAAUUCUUUGCUACUGCAGGGAAGGAUGAUUGUCUUGUAAAGGUGUGGUAUAACACUGAUAGUUGGAAAGCAGCUGUUAUACCUCAUGCUAGAACACCAGAAACAACAGUACAGGAAGUGGCGUUCUCAUUUAUUUACUUAGUCCAUCCUCGUUCUGUAAAUGACUUUUCAUGGCGAAAGACAAGCAAUUACAUGCCACGUGGUGCUGUAUGUAAUGUAUUGUUGACGUGCUGCAAGGAUAAUAUAUGUCGUCUCUGGGCAGAGACUUUGUUGCCCAAUGAUAGCCUGCUGUAUGAAGGUGGAUACAACCAUUGUCCUGAACCAGUGAAGUUAACUAAUAACUUUAAGAGGAAUGCUUCCAGUAAAGAAAGCAUGAAAAAUGCUUUGGAGCUAAACCUAAGACCAUUUCGGCGCGGACGAAGAAGAUCGUUAGCACUUGCACAUACAGGGUACUUACCCCAUCAACAAGAUCCUCAUGAAGUUCAUCGGAACACUCCACUGCAAUCAAAUGCACUUUGCCACUUUCAUAUUGCUGCCAGCAUCAAUCCAGCCACAGAUAUUCCUUUGCUUCCUUCCAUCAUGUCUCUGAGUCUUAAUGAAAAUGAAGAAAAACAUGGUCCAUUUGUAGUACAUUGGCUAAAUAAUAAAGAACUCCAUUUUACCCUGUCAAUGGAAGUCUUCUUACAACAGCUGAAAAAAAGUUUUGAACACAUUUCUUCAGAGGCUAGCACUGAAGAAUCAAACCAGAUGGAUUUAAAAUCUGAUGAAGAAACUGAUGAUAGUAGACAAAAUCAGAAAGGAAAUCAAGAACAAAGAGAGCUUACGGAAGAAAAACCAGUUUCAAAUUCAAGCUAUGUUCCCUUGUCUCCUGCUGCUAUUGAUCAUGAGAUUGAAAUACAGCUUUCUGAAUGGAAUAAAAAUGCAGACAUGUUAUUUAGUAUUCAUCCUAUGGAUGGGUCAUUGCUAGUAUGGCAUGUAGAUUGGCUAGAUGAAUACCAGCCAGGCAUGUUUCGCCAAGUACAGGUGUCAUUUGUUUCAAGAAUCCCAGUAGCCUUUCCCACUGGUGAUGCAAAUUCACUUUGCAGAAGUAUAGUGAUGUAUGCUUGUACAAAGAAUGUUGAACUUGCUCUUCAACAAGGCAAACAAAAACCAUCUAGCCUUGGGCGUUCGUGUUCUAUGUUAAUUUCUUCUGGCCACAGUAAAUCAUCAAACAGUUUAAAAUUAAGCAUCUUCACCCCAAAUGUUAUGAUGAUUUCCAAACACGCAGAUGGAUCGCUAAACCAGUGGUUAGUCAGUUUUGCGGAGGAAUCUGCCUUUUCAGUUGUACUCAGCAUUUCUCACAAAUCAAGAUAUUGUGGACAUCGUUUCCAUCUUAAUGACUUGGCUUGUCACUCAGUACUUCCAUUGCUGCUUACAACUUCUCAUCAUAAUGCAAUCAAAACACCUGUUCUUCACGGCACAAAGGAGACACCAUCAACAUUUCACAGUAAAGACAAUGCAAACACAACACAUGAUCUGAAUACUGUUUACAGUGAACUUAUCCUCUGGAGAGUUGACCCGGUUGGGCCACUGUCUUUUUCUGGUGGAGUUUCAGAACUUGCACGAAUAAAUUCUCUUCAUGUGUCUGCUUUUUCAAAUGUAGCAUGGCUACCUACCCUUAUACCGAGUUACUGCCUAGGUGCAUAUUGUAAUUCGCCAAGUGCUUGCUUUGUUGCAAGUGAUGGACAACAUUUGCGGCUGUAUCAAGCUAUAAUAGAUGCCCGAAAACUUCUCUGUGAACUAUCUAAUCCAGGAAUUUCUAAAUAUGUUGGUGAAGUUUUUAACAUCAUAAGUCAGCAAUCCACAGCUAGACCAGGAUGCAUUGUGGAACUGGAUGCCAUCACAAAGCUGCAUGGUGGGAAAAUGCAGUUGCUUCAUGUUUUUCAAGAAGAUUUCAUUUUGAAUAACCAUGAGAAUAGACUGUCUGAAAAAAAGACCAUGUUACCUGACUCUGGAUAUCAGAAAAAUGGGUUUUCUGAAAAAUUCUAUUUAAUCUUAUUGGAAUAUACUCAAAACUGUACAGUAUUACAUAUGUGGAAAUUACAUUUGAAAUCCAUACCGGUCUCAGUAGAAGAAAAAAUUGAGCCUAAAGAACCUGAAGCUGUUUUGCAGGAAGAGCUUUAUUCUUCUUCUCCAGAUCAAGAGAAAACCCAGUGUUCCCUGACAAAGAAAUACCAAGCCUGCAAAGAGAACCUUCAAAGUACCAGCCAACUCGCUCUUUCUUCAGAAAUUGUCUAUAGUAAACGGCUGAAUUUACCAGAAGGAGUGGAAAUAAUAAGCAUUAAACCAUCUGCAGGUCACUUGAGUUCUUCUUCUAUUUAUCCCGUCUGCCGAGCUCCUUAUCUUCUUGCAACUUUAUGUUCAGAUGGUAAGGUUAGAUUUUGGAGAUGCACAGUGGCACCAGAAUCUGACGUGGCUUCUGAAUUGGAAUGUCCUACAAAUAGUGAUAUAUACGUAUGGGAAGAAUGGCCAUUACUCAUUGAAGAUGGACUUCUUAGUAGUAGUGCUCUUAAUAUUCCCGGCCUACCUCUUGAAAUCAGCUGUGCCCAUACAAACCGUCUAGCUGUGGCAUACAAGCGAACACCACCUAAAAACAGUCGGUGUUCUCAAGACUUUUUGGUGAAUGUUGCUAUUUUUGAGUGUGAAUCUACAGGAGGCGCUUCUUGGAUCUUAGAACAGACACUUCAUUUAGAUGAGCUGAACCCAACAAUGGACUGCUUGGAUAUUGACUGUAGUUUCUCAUCAAAUAGAAAUGAGAAUUUAACAUCUAGAACGAAGUACUUGGUUCAUUUGGACUGGAUGUCUAGGGAAGAUGGUUCACAUAUCCUAACAGUAGGUAUAGGAUCAAAGCUGCAUAUGUUUGGUCAGCUGGCUGGAAAGAUACAAGAACAAAGUGGUAAGGAGAUGUUUGUACUGCCAGUCUGGGAGAAUGCCAAAACUUCGUGUGCAUCUAGAUUUAUUUUAUUACGUUGCGUGGAUUUAGUUUCAUCAGUGGAAAGUUCACCCCCUUUGCCUGUUUCUUUAUCUUGGGUUCGGGAUGGCAUCCUUGUAGUGGGGAUGGAUUGUGAAAUGCAUGUUUAUUCUCAGUGGCAGCCCCUUUCCAAGCAAGAAUCAGUUGCUGGGGACUCAUACAGUGGGAGCACGCCUUCCAUCAUAAGCUUAAUAAAACAAGGUCAGUCUCCUGGUGUUCACCCACCAAAACGAGCAUUAACCAGAUCCAUGACAAGCCUUGCUCAAAAACUUAGUGGGAAACGAACAGCAUAUGAUCUUUCACUGGAGAUGGAAGAUUCGGGUCUCUUUGAAGCAGCUCAUUCAUUAUGUCCUACUUUACCUCAGUACCAUCCCCUACAACUUCUGGAACUCAUGGAUCUAGGAAAAGUUCGUAGAGCAAAAGCCAUCCUAUCUCACUUAGUUAAAUGCAUUGCUGGAGAAGUUAUUGUUGUAAAUGAUCCCGACCAUGAAAAACGGUGCCGAUCUCUCUCAAUCUGUGCUAGUGGGAGCAGUACAAGGGACCCUAUGACAUUCAGCAGAGGUGUGAUUACAGACUAUACAGAAAUAGACUCUGUUCCACCACUACCUUUAUAUGCAUUGCUUGCUGCAGAUGAAGAAUGCCCCUAUGCUUGUACAGAGAAGCCUAAUAACCAACGAAAUCUUAAGAAACAUGACUUGCCAGCUGAAAAUUAUGAGGAUCUCUUCCAGAAUUCCAGUCUACACACAGAUGAUUUAACUAUGUUUGAAGAAGAGGAAGAAGAUAAAAAGCCAGCAGUUAUUGAUCUUUCUCAGUACAGUCCAACUUAUUUUGGCCCAGAGCAUGCCCAAGUUCUUUCUCGUCACUUGCUUCACUCUAGCUUACCAGGUCUCACCAGGAUCGAGCAGAUGUCACUGAUGGCACUGGCAGAUACAAUUGCCAUUACUAGUACUGAUAUAGGAGAAAGCAGAGACAGAAGCAAGGGAGGAGAAACACUUGAUGAAUGUGGUUUAAAAUUUCUUUUGGCUGUCCGUCUUCAUACUUUUAUGACAACUUCACUACCACCAGCUCACAGAGCACAACUACUUCACCAAGGCUUGUCUUCAAGUCACUUUGCCUGGGCAUUUCAUUCUGUAGCUGAAGAAGAACUUCUAAAUGUUCUCCCUGCCAUGCAAAAGCAUGAUCCGACAUGGUCAGAACUCAGAGCUAUGGGUGUAGGAUGGUGGGUUCGAAAUACCCAUAAUUUGCGCAGAUGCAUUGAGAAGGUCGCUAAAGCUGCCUUUCAAAGAAACAAUGACCCACUUGAUGCUGCCAUUUUUUAUAUUGCAAUGAAAAAGAAGGCUGUAAUUUGGGGAUUGUACAGAUCGAUAAAAGACACCAAAAUGACACAGUUCUUUGGACAAAAUUUCACAGAAGAUAGGUGGCGUAAAGCUGCACUGAAGAAUGCUUUUUCUCUAUUGGGCAAACAACGGUUUGAACAUUCUGCAGCAUUUUUUUUGUUGGCUGGUCAUCUAAAGGAUGCAGUUGAGGUCUGCUUAGAGAAACUUCAUGAUAUUCAGCUAGCUCUUGUAAUAGCAAGACUUUAUGAGCCAGAGUUUGAAAUAUCUGGAACUUACAAAUCAAUUCUACAGAAGAAAAUUCUAUGGAAUAAAUCUCAUUCAACUGAAAGUCCAUCGAAUGCUCAUGGCGAUCCUUUCCUUCGAAGUAUGGCUUACUGGAUUUUGGAGAAUUAUAGCCAUGCUCUUGACACUCUUAUAAGCCAACCUGUUUUAGAUGAGGAAGAUGAUGGAAGGAUUUCAAGCUGCAGCGCUUCAGUUUUUAAUUUUUAUAAUUAUUUAAGGACACACCCUCUCUUACUGAGACGGCAUUUUGGGUCUUCUGAUUUAUCUUCAACAAGAAUUUGCGUAACGGGAGAAAAUGCCCUUGCAGAUGAAAUCAAUUUAGCAGAAAGAAGAUUGUUCUUUACUACAGCAUAUGCUCACUUAAAGGCUGGCUGCCCCAUGUUGGCUUUAGAAGUGCUAUCAAAGAUGCCAAAAGUGGUCAAAAAGUCAAAACCUUUAGAAAGAACGCCUAGUUUAAGGGACACUAGUAAAGGCUGUUCACCCUGUUCUCCAGUUCUCAUGGAAACAAAGGAUGAUAAAUCUUUCAGCAUUGAUUGGUCACAACCAGUAAUAAAUGGUUUAGAGUCAUCUUCAGAUGGUUCAUCAGACAAACAAUCAAGUUCUGGUCUUUUUGAUUGGAGCCAGCCAAGUACGGUCUUCCAGGAUGAGCCCUUGGAGUUAAAAUGGGACAGUGACAAGGAUGAGGAUAGUGAAGAUGCUUGUCUUGUAAUGAAACCUGUUCAGAAGACUGUGAGUGAAAAACCAAAUGAAGUUAGUUCUAGCUACACAGAAACCUAUAGCUCAGGAAAUGAAAACAAUGUUUUAACUUUAUCUGAAGACAUCAUUUCUGCACAGUUGAAAUUUAGGGCAUGCUUGAAGAUUCUUACCAUGGAGCUUCGUACAUUAUCCACUGGCUAUGAAGUAGAUGGUGGAAAAUUAAGAUACCAGUUAUAUCAUUGGCUAGAAAGAGAAGUGGUUGCUCUUCAGAAUACCUGUGACUAUAGUGUUGAAGCAGAAGAUGUUCAAUCAAGAAUUAGCCGAGUAAAUGGUGAAGCUUUGUUAAGCGAAGUGACUGAUGAGUUCUCAGACACACAGCAAAAUAUACUUUCUCAGAGAAGGCAGUGGCUUAUAAAAUAUCAGUCCCUUUUGAGAAUGUUUCUGAGUUACUGCAUCCUUCAUGGAUCUCAUGGUGGGGGCCUGGCAUCUGUAAGAAUGGAGCUGAUUCUGCUUCUGCAAGAAUCUCAGCAGGAACUGACAGCACAGUUACCUCUGAAUGCUGUAUCUGAGCAGAACUCAAUACCACUUCUGUUUGCCUGCACUGCAAGUGCCAAAACUGUGGUGGCCAAUCCAUUGCUUCAUCUUGGAAACUUAACACAUGACAUACUACAUGCUAUAGUAGACCUUGACUCACCACCCCAUCCAGAUAUCCAGAAUACUAAGAUACAUGUAAUGCAUACAUUAGCAGCAUCUCUGUCAGCUUGUAUAUACCAGUCUCUCUGUGGAAGUCAUAACUACAGUUCACUGCAAGCAAAUCAGUUUACUGGAACAGUUUAUCAGACUCUUCUACUCUCUCACCGACAUUCUCUAAGAACAGCAAGCUCUGAUGAAACUAUAACCCCCAAUACUACACCUGCUCAGUGGCCAGGAGUAUUGGCUUUAAUACAAUUGCUGAAUAGUGCUGGAGAAGAUGUUCAGUCUGGAAUUACAAUUUUACUCUGUGAAAUUCUGACAGCAGUCUACCUUAGUCUUUUCAUCCAUGGCCUAGCAACACAUUCCAGCAAUGAGUUGUACAGGAUUGUGGCGCACCCUUUGAAUGACAAAAUGUGGUUUGCUGUCUUUGGUGGAGGAGCCAAGAUUCCCAAGAAAGGACAAAUUCAACAAACAACAAAGAUGGGAAGGCACUUUCUUAUGCCUAGCCCACACCAGGUAGUAGUAUUCUCCAUGGAAUGCGUGGGGUUUACCAAAUCCCUAACAGCCAUCAGUGCUCAUAGUCCUACCAAAGCUGCAGCUUCUUCUCCUGUAGAUGAAAGCGAAAAGCAACAUAAACGAUUUAGACUGUCAUCAAAAUCAUCUUCAAAAGAGAGUUCACAAACUACUGUACCUUCUGUAGAACAAGACACUCCAAAUUACAAAGAGAAAUUUAUUCCUCCUGAACUUAGUAUAUGGGACUACUUCAUAGCUAAGCCAUUUCUUCCAUCAUCACAAACUAAAUCUGAAUAUGAUUCAGAAGAGAGUCAGGAAAGCAGUGAUGAAGAUGAUGAUGGAGGAUUCUCAUUAGACUUGACACUUCAGGAACAUUCAAAUUCGAAUUCAUACAGUUGGUCACUUAUGCGGUUGGCUAUGGUUCAACUGGUUCUUCAUAACUUGAAGACUUUCUAUCCUUUGGCUGGGCAUGAUCUUUCAGAGCUCCCUGUUAGCUCCCCCUUGUGUCAUGCAGUCCUGAAGAUACUUCAACGUUGGGAGCAAGUUCUCCUCAGACGACUUGAGAUGCAUGGCAGCCCUCCAGAAAACUUCAUUUCUGUUCAUACUUCACAAGAUGUAGCCGCUUCAGGCCCUGCCUUGCUACGCCACAAAGCUCUCCUGGAACCAACAAAUACACCUUUCAAGUCUAAAAGUCAUCAUGCACUUUCUGUGAAGAGACUCUGGCAAUAUCUCAUUAAACAAGAAAUGGUCCAGGAGACCUUCAUCAGAAACAUAUUUACAAAGAAGAGAUGCUUAAAUGAGUCAUUAGAAGACCAAAGUGAACAUAUUAAAAGUACUUCAAUGGAAGACAAUGGAAUCAAUAAGAUUGAAACAGAUAUGGGAUAUCCUGGAAAUAAAGCAAGAAUUAUCCAUAAAGAGUCUGACAUUAUUACUGCCUUUGCUGUUAACAAGGCCAACAGAAAUUGUAUUGCUAUAGCAUCAAGUCAUGACAUUCAAGAACUAGAUGUUUCUGGAAUCCUAGCUACACAGUUCUAUACUUGGGUUGAUGAUGAAGAAGUGGAAGCUAAAGGAGCGGAUGAUUUCUUAGUUAUCCAUGCUCGUGAUGAUUUGGGGAACAUUCAGGGAACUACACCGUACACUCACAGCAAUCCUGGCACUCCCAUCAACAUGCCUUGGCUUGGAAGUACUCAGACUGGCAGAGGUGCAGCUGUGAUGAUCAAGAAACCUAUCAACAAUGUCCGAAGAAUGGCUUCCCAUCCAACACUUCCUUAUUACUUGACAGGUGCUCAAGAUGGCAGUGUGAGAAUGUUUGAGUGGGGUCAUUCUCAGCAAAUUACAUGCUUCCGGUCUGGUGGUAACUCCAGGGUUACACGGAUGAGAUUCAAUUAUCAAGGCAACAAGUUUGGAAUUGUUGAUGGGGACGGACAUAUAAGUCUGUAUCAAACAAACUGGAAAAGUUGCCUACAUAAUGGAAACACACCCAAGCCAUACCUGACUUGGCAGUGCCAUAACAAAACAGCCAGUGAUUUUGUUUUCGUUAGCUCUUCUUCUUUGAUAGCUACAGCUGGGCAGUCUACUGACAACAGAAAUAUCUGUCUGUGGGAUACUCUGGUUGCACCAACAAGCAGCUUAGUGCAUGCUUUUACCUGCCACGAUACUGGAGCAACUGUCUUAGCAUAUGCCCCCAAACACCAGCUGUUAAUAUCAGGUGGCAGAAAAGGCUAUACCUGUUUAAUAGAUCUUCGCCAAAAACAGCAACGGCAGUUUUUUCAGAGUCAUGAUUCUCCAGUUAAAGCAAUUGCAGUGGAUCCUACAGAAGAAUAUUUUGUGACAGGAUCUGCAGAAGGAAACAUAAAGGUCUGGAGUCUGUCCAACUUCAGUCUUCUUCACACUUUCAUCAAUGAGCAUUCCCGGCAAUCCAUCUUCAGAAACCUUGGAACAGGUGUCAUGCAGAUUGAGACCGGACCAGCCAAUCAUAUAUUUUCAUGCGGAGCUGAUGGGACAGUAAAGAUGAGAAUCUUGCCUGAUCGAUUUAACUCAUUCAGUGACAUGUUGAAAACUGACGUGAAACUCAUGCUCUGAAAGGGUUGUCCUAUACUGGAAAAAUAGUUUAAAGGUGGCUAACAGAUAUAAAAGAGACUGUACAGUAGCACUACAAUAACAUUUUCUGAUGUUUAUAUUUAUUUUUGGAGCUUUAGUCCUUGAUGCACUGAUGCCUUAAAGAUGAUUAAGUUCCCUCUGAUUUUUGCCUAAAAACAAUCUUACACAAGUCAGUAAAUAUUUAUAUUAUGUA